CAAAUUUCCCCUUACAUUGCAGCACUGGGAAAACCUGAGCUGAACCCCUCCGCCGUCCGGCUAGUGGCUACUACUGUUACCUUUAGGGCAGUGUGCCUCUGAGGCAGUAUUUGUUACCCUAAUACUAGGGGACCAGUAGUUCAGCCCUUCACUGUGCUGGCUGGCUUUGUUUAUAUCUGUUCCUCGCCGCUGCUCAUGUAAUGCACUCCCUUAACCAGGAAAUUAAAGCAUUCUCCCGGAAUAAUCUCAGGAAGCAAUGCACCAGGGUGACAACGCUAACUGGAAAGAAAAUUAUAGAAACUUGGAAAGAUUCCAGAAUUCAUGUUGUGGAAGAAGUAGAGCCCAGCAGUGGGGGAGGUUGUGGUUUUGUGCAGGAUCUUAGCUUGGACCUGCAAGUUGGCGUUAUUAAGCCAUGGUUGCUCCUAGGGUCGCAAGAUGCUGCUCAUGAUCUGGAUACACUGAAAAAGCACAAGGUGACUCAUAUUCUCAAUGUUGCAUAUGGAGUUGAAAAUGCUUUCCUCAAUGACUUUAUAUAUAAGAGUAUUUCUAUACUGGAUCUGCCUGAAACCAAUAUCCUAUCUUAUUUUCCAGAAUGUUUUAAAUUUAUUGAACAAGCAAAAAUGAAGGGUGGAGUGGUUCUUGUUCAUUGUAAUGCAGGAGUUUCCAGGGCUGCUGCAAUUAUAAUAGGCUUCCUAAUGAAUUCUGAAGAAAUCUCAUUUACCAGUGCUUUUUCUUUGGUGAAAAAUGCAAGGCCUUCCAUAUGUCCAAAUGCUGGUUUUGUGGAGCAGCUUUGUACAUAUCAAGGAGGCAAAGAAAGCACAAGGUUGGACAGCUGUGGACCUUAUUCACAAAUAAUACAACAAUCUGACCAAAAGCCACAGUGUAUGGCUCUUUGACACUGCAAAUUAUUGGUUCAGUUGAGAAGCAGCUACACCCGGAUCGGUCAAUGAUUGGUCUCGCCAUUGAAAUACUUUGGUCAGAGGAACCUGGAGCAAAUGGGAAGUCAGUCAUUUUCUUGUAUUAUAUGUUAAUGAUAUCAUCUCUCCUAAUUAAGGCUCUAUAAUUGUAUGAAAAUGUGUUUUAUAAAACUAUAAACUGCUAUACUAAUAGUAUUAUUUUGUUUUUCUGAAUUGGUCAGAAAAAUCUCUUAGUCAUUCUGGACAUUCUUCAGAAGCUUCUCUAUUUUUAUAAAAUAUAUGUUGUCAGCACAGGAUAUGUUAGUCUUUCCAUACAAUGCAGAGUGUACCAGCCUUUUCUGGUUUGGUAUCACAGCAUAUACUAGUGCUUUCUAGGUCACAGCAUGGAGUCUAUCUGUCUUCCCCCAGUCUAUAGCAUGGAAUAUACCAAUCCUCCUCCAGGCUUUAGGAGAACCCUUGAAUUAUCUUUACUUUAAAUAAUAAAAUGUCAAAUAAUAUAAUUCAUUAGUUAAUGAACAUGCAAAUAUUCCAAAUAACAAAAUUUUUUGUUACUGGCAUUAGAAUUUUAUUUUCUCUUGUAAUUUACAGAACCUCCUAUAAUGCAACCCAAUGUAAAGCUAGAACUAAUACUACUCUUCAUAAAUUCUCUCAAUAAAUAUUGUGCUUCUUAGGA
Messenger RNA from Sus scrofa (pig), 1590 nucleotides. RefSeq names its product dual specificity phosphatase 19 (gene DUSP19). Gene Ontology annotation, biological process: regulation of MAP kinase activity; protein dephosphorylation. Gene Ontology annotation, molecular function: JUN kinase phosphatase activity. Lineage: Eukaryota; Metazoa; Chordata; Mammalia; Artiodactyla; Suidae. Gene Ontology annotation, cellular component: cytoplasm. The record is from RefSeq and is a predicted model, not a curated record.